Molecule: messenger RNA, 1662 nt
Organism: Laccaria bicolor S238N-H82
Lineage: Eukaryota; Fungi; Basidiomycota; Agaricomycetes; Agaricales; Hydnangiaceae
Exons: 6
Coding region: 1-1662 (553 amino acids)
Molecular function (GO): 5'-flap endonuclease activity; crossover junction DNA endonuclease activity
Source: RefSeq, a predicted model, not a curated record
AUGUACCAUAACAUCCACACUCAAGCUGGUGAAAAUCCAGAGCUUCGCACACUUUUCUUCCGCUUGGCCCAUCUUCUUCGUUAUCCAAUCACCGUCAUAUUUGUUUUUGAUGGUCCCGAGAGGCCUGAUUACAAGCGCCGUAUGGUGGUCAAGAAAAAGGAGCAUUGGGUCAUCAAACACUUCUCUGAGAUCAUUCAAGACUUUCGCUACAAAUUUCACCAAGCCCCAGGCGAGGCAGAAGCGGAACUAGCCGCUUUCGAAAGACAUGGCAUCAUCGACUUUGCCAUCACAUCGGAUAGCGAUUAUUUUCUUUUUGGUGGAACAAGGCUUAUUCGAAGUCUCCACAUGAAGAAGCAGGGCGAUGAUGAUGCCGAGAUCUACACAACAAAAGAUUCCGCGAAAACGGAGGGUCAAAACCAUUUAAGCCGGGCUGGUUUCUUGUUGAUUGCUGUAUUGAAUGGUGCGGAUUAUGAUACUGCUGGCCUGCCAGGAUGUGGCAUUGUCACUGCAACCAAGCUAGCAUCCACGGCUUUAGCCACAGAUUUGCUCGCAGCUGCGGAAGCCAUGACCGAAACACAGCUUGAGGUUUACCUUAAAAAAUGGCGACAUCAGCUACAGAAGGUCUUGGCCACCAAUCCCCGUCAUAACCUUCCGAGUCACUGCACCACAUUGGCGACAAAGGUCCCUGAGAACUUUCCUGAUCCCCACAUUGUUUACCUUUACGCUAAUCCUGUCACAUCCUGGUCUCGCGGAGGGAUCGGCCCUAACCUUGGUGACCUUUCGCCUCAGUUCCCUGAUACAGAAAAGCUCGCCUUUCAUUGCGAGCGUCUGUUUGGAUGGGGAACAGCCAUCAUUGACAAGUUUUACAGCCAUGUCUGGCCCGGCUACUGCAUCCGCACCUUUUCACAGCUUCAUAAUUUCUCGGGUGAGAAGUCAGUGCUUUCACCGUCGUCUAUCCGCCACGUUUGUAAACAGGACACAAAAUUCAAGUCGGAAUCAGCUUUCGAGUCCUACCUUGUCGAAGUAUGGUUGCCGCCACUACCUAUCGCUGCCCUGAGCGGUGCCAGGCAAGCGCUUGAAGACGAAAAUGCCUUGGUGAAAGGAGGCUCAAUUAUCAGCAUCAAUGUUUGGGUACCGGGGCCGAUCCUUCACAGCGCAGUUCCAGCCGUCGUUGACAAAUUUCUACGUGAGGCACCCCCAAGAAACAAGAAAGCCAACAUUCACACUGCUCCAUACAAACCGGUAUAUGUUGAUUCUCUCUUUUAUGGCCCCUCCCCAUUUGUCUUCUUUUUGCAGAUAUUGCCGAGUAGUAUCAGUGUACAGCCAGUCAUGGAAAUAGGAAGUACCUCUAGUACCACGGCGCAAAGUAACGACCAAGCACAAGCUUCAACCAGCCACUCGGCUGCAAGACAACCACACGAAAUCAUCGAGAUUGACUCUGCCGACGAAGACAAUGAAGAUUACAACUAUUAUCGCCACAGCCGCUCAAACGGAAGAGGUUCAACAACUACCUUUCUCGCCUUACCCACUUCACCCAUAGAGCUCACUGAUGCCGACGAGAGCAAUGCUAUGAGCAUCAGUUGCUCUGACGAAGAGCUGAUUCUUCCCCCUGGUGUUGCGGGGACUCAUGUCGAUCUCACUCUUUCAAGCGGGGAGGAGUAA